Molecule: messenger RNA, 2436 nt
Organism: Neurospora crassa OR74A
Lineage: Eukaryota; Fungi; Ascomycota; Sordariomycetes; Sordariales; Sordariaceae
Exons: 4
Coding region: 1-2436 (811 amino acids)
Source: RefSeq, a predicted model, not a curated record
AUGUCUUCUUCUGCCGGAUCUUCCGCACUCGUGCACAUCAUCAACCCCAGCAUUGUCGACACUACCGACAUGCGCAACAACGCCAACAGCGCCUGCCUCCCGAAUAACGACAUCACCAUCAACAUGGACUCCGCCAGCUUCGACACGACUUUUAAUGUCAUCAUCGGCAUGAUUGUCAUCGCCACACUCACUGGCAGCACUCUCCUCGCUAUCUUCAGCGCAUUCUUCAUCAUCAUCGCCCUCAAGGCCACUACACCUGAGGUCACCGACACCGAUCAGCAGGCCACUCUCACUGCCGAUACCGCCAUUCCUACAACCGACAUCACCAACUCAGAACUCAUCAACACCCUUGAGACAACUUUGAACAAUCAAGACAUUGACACCUCCAGCGGCCCCAACAAUGCCACCUCGAUUAGUUCCACCAAGGACGCUGCCAUCGACAACGAGCCCUCCGAACUUGUCGUUCCAGUCGACAAGAAAGUCCGAAUCCACCACCACGCUCGUCCCACUGCCGACUUCGCUGAGGUCACCACUCCUGCCACGACCUCCGCCAAUGACACUAAGUCGACAUACAGCGACAACGAUUACUUCGGUGGCCUCGCCUUCGACAUCUUUGAUUUCCACAGCCUCCACGAAUAUCUCGAGGAAGACCAAAUGUGGCUCGCCCACAUGCCUCAUCCGAGCCCAGCCAUCACCUCAGCUCCCGAGGCUACUGCGAUUGUUCAGAUGAACAAGAUCGUCAAAGCGGCCCGUCCCGCACGCAAGACUAGUCACAAUCCGAUCUUCAACGCCAAACUUUCGACCAUCUACGAGGAGGAGGAGGAGGAAGAGAUCGAGGAAGACGAGGAGGACAUCGAGCAUCCGCGCUCUUCCUCGCACGAAGCCGACAGCAGUUUCAACAGCCUCGCCGAUGAAGAAGACUUCUCGGAAUCUGAGGAAGAUAUCAUUGCCUUCGCCAAGAAGGUCAACAGGCUCUGCGACGAACUCGAGAAGGUGGAGUGCUUCUCCGACUCUCAAGAGCAUGCCUCUACCAUCGCUCUGGCCCAAGACCCCGAAGCGACAUUCCAACAAUGGGACGAGGAGGAUCUGGAGGCCUUCUCGGACAGCGAGGAUGACGCGGUGGCAUUGGCAAAGAAAAUCGAGGUCGAUACUCGACCCAGCCCGCCCGACUCUCCGACUCCGCCAACUCCCGAGGGAACUGGGGCCCGCUUCACCGAAUCCGGCUUUCUCAUUGAGACCCCGGACCACUCUCCGGUUUCGCACACCACGGUCGGCCUUCCCUUCCGGACUCCCGAGGGCAAGCUUUUGCAGACUCCGAGCGGCAUUCAAAUCCGCAAAAAUAUCUUCAGCUCUCCCGAUCAGGAGACUCCCCAUCACAUUCGGAAAGUGUCCAACGAGACCAACACUUCUGAAGACACCAACGGCAGCAGGACAACCGCCACAGAACCUGCCUCUCCCACAACGGUUUACUCCAGCCCAGACAACAUCACCGAGUACCAGGCGAUGGCUGGGUUUACCGUCGCUCUUUCCGCCAAAAAGGCCACGGCCAUCAAUUUCGAUCCCAUCGCCCAACCCGGCGAUGACAUUGAAUAUGACCGGAAACUUCUUAGAGACGAAACCCCUUCGCCUUCUCCCCCGCGCCAUCGGAGUCCGGCAAGCGACAGAUCCACUUCUUCCAACGACAGCAACAAAGUCACUUCCCCCAGCGGCUCGGAAGACAUGAGCACUCCCUACGACUACACCCACGAUUCAGACGACUCAGAGAUAGUAGCCGUUCUGAAGCGUCCUGGUGGUGCCAGCUACGCCAAGAUGAGCUGCGGGAAUUGGUUCUUUUUGAAUGACGACGGCUCACUUGAUGAGCUCAAUUGGCGGGAAUACGAGGAGCUUAUCGCCUUCAUUGUCGGGGAUAAAACCAUGCGCAAUGAGGUUCAGACUCAAGAAGAAGAGCUCCCACUCCCAUGGGUUCCAUGGGACGAUGAGCCGGAGAUCUUGCCUGAGGUCAACGUGGAGGAGGAGCUCCCGCUCCCUUGGGUCCCCUGGGACGAGCCAGAGGCCCUGAAGCCAGAGUCCGAGCCCAAACUAGAGGAUCAACACAGCAAAAGCACAACUGAGGUCAUCACGAACGACAUCAACGAAGAUUCCAUCGCGGAGGUCGCUGAGGCCGUCAUCAAUUCGGACCAACCAGAUGAAAAGUGGUUCAAGGCGGAGGAGAUGCCCCCUAGGUGGUUCGUCAUGGAACAUAUUCGGUGCCCAGGCGAUGAAAUCUCCUACUACGCCGAAUACGUUCGGGGCAGCGAUGACAGGUGGUACUUCCGCCUGGAUGGGCCGGAAUACAGGCCCCUGGACGCACGCGAGCUCCGGUGGUUCCUCAACUGGCGGGCUAGCACUCGCCCAUUGACCUACAUUGUCGAGCUCGAGGAAGAGGAGUGCUUCUGA